Pyricularia grisea is the source of this 462-nucleotide messenger RNA. RefSeq lists its product as uncharacterized. Gene Ontology annotation, cellular component: TRAPP complex. The record is from RefSeq and is a predicted model, not a curated record. Bases 1 to 462 code for a protein of 153 amino acids. The transcript is spliced from 2 exons. Lineage: Eukaryota; Fungi; Ascomycota; Sordariomycetes; Magnaporthales; Pyriculariaceae. Gene Ontology annotation, biological process: endoplasmic reticulum to Golgi vesicle-mediated transport.
AUGCGCCUAAUCAGGGUGGUCUUUGCUCUCAUAAUCAUCAACAAGGCCGGUGGGCUUAUCUACAACCGAACCUUCCAUGAUGAUGGUUUAAACAAGCUGUCGACCAACGACUAUCUCGUCCUUGCCGGUACCUUUCACGGUAUCCACGCCAUCACAGCCCGCCUGAACCCGAUCAAAGCACCACCAGCCGCGCCGGGGAACCGGCCGGACCCGCCAUCGGGGCUCGAGGUCCUGGAGACGGAGAACUUUAGGGCGCAGUGCUUCAACACCCUGACGGGCAUAAAGUUCCUUCUCUUCACCGACACGACUCAGGCCAACGUCGACAUCACAAUCCGUCGCAUCUACGACCUGUACACCGACUACGUCAUGAAGAACCCCUUUUACCAGCUCGAGAUGCCCGUCCGCUGCGACAUGUUUGACCGCAAGCUCAACUCGUACGUCCGCGAGAUCAACAACAGGUAG